This is a messenger RNA of Octopus bimaculoides (California two-spot octopus), 858 nucleotides long. RefSeq lists its product as uncharacterized. The record is from RefSeq and is a predicted model, not a curated record. NCBI's taxonomy places the organism in Eukaryota, Metazoa, Mollusca, Cephalopoda, Octopoda, Octopodidae.
ACACGUAAUUGUUAUCAGUGUAUCGUAUUUACCAACCGGACCAGUAAUCUUAUUGAAUACAAAAGUGGUUUUUGUCACAAUACAGAGGAUUUCCGAAAGCUCUGUAGCACAAUUACAGGCGACACACAACUUCACUCACUCGUACGAGUUCCCAGUGUGCCUGUACCAUGUCCGUUUCAAGGUAGUUACUUCUUCCGCUACAUGAACGGAAGUGUGAACUGCAGCAAACCGUUUUCGCAGAUGCGAGAAUGUGCAGAUAACUCGCGAUUUAAAUUCCAUUUUAGAAAAUGUAAUGGAAAUCCGGAAACAACAGAAAAAGUGCUUGACUUCCAGUGCUUAGCAACCUGGAACAAUGGAGAUAAAAUGUUAUAUGGAAAGUUUACCGGAGAUUCAUUGAGUGCUGAUCAAAACAUGUAUCGUUGUAUGAUACAUGAUUUCUACGCAAGCGAAGGCUUAUUAGCAAUGUCAAUCGAUGCCAGUUGUCAAGGCCCGCAGUCGCCUCAAGUUGGACCAUUUACUAUGGAGUUACAGCGAAAUAACGAAGCUACAAAAGCUUACAGACAAAGACAACCGUGCCGGUUCCUCGAAGAAUUUGCUAGCAUCCAUAAAUGGAAGGAUUUGACUGGACGUUAUAUUAUUGAAGUGGAAGACAACAUGAACGUCUUCCGAAUUAAGGAUAACAUUCAUGGACUUAGCGAGGUACCGCGGGACUGUAGCCACGGUCCAAAAGCUUUCCCAUAUGAAGUUCGAAGGUCAGAAAUUCGACUGGUUUCACGUUGUGUAUCACUUAAGGAGGGGACAAAAAAUAUAUUCCUCACUUAUACUACCAACGAUUCUUGGUAAGUUUGUCUUAUUAUC